Messenger RNA from Melozone crissalis (California towhee), 996 nucleotides. Its product is annotated as annexin A8-like. The transcript is spliced from 12 exons. Gene Ontology annotation, biological process: endosome organization; endosomal transport; negative regulation of serine-type endopeptidase activity. Gene Ontology annotation, cellular component: cytoplasm. The record is from RefSeq and is a predicted model, not a curated record. Lineage: Eukaryota; Metazoa; Chordata; Aves; Passeriformes; Passerellidae. Gene Ontology annotation, molecular function: calcium-dependent phospholipid binding; calcium ion binding. The coding region runs from base 16 to 996 and encodes 326 amino acids.
ACUACUGAGACCGCAAUGGCAUGGUGGAAGGCCUGGAGUGAAGCAGAGGGCAGGUCUGUGGCUGGUACUUUACAUUUUAAUGCUGCACCUGAUGCUCAGACUCUGUACAACGCCAUGAAAGGGCUGGGGACUGAUGAACAAGCUAUAAUUGAUGUCCUAACCAAGAGGAGCAAUCUGCAGCGUCAAGAGAUUGCCAAAUCCUUCAAAGCACAGUUUGGAAAGGAUCUGAUUGAAAGCCUGAAGUCUGAAUUGAGUGGCAACUUUGAGAGGCUCAUUGUAGCUCUCAUGUACCCCCCAUUCAAGUAUGAUGCCAAGGAACUGUAUGAUGCCAUGAAGGGCGUGGGAACAAGGGAAAGUGUUAUCAUAGAGAUCCUGGCAUCUCGGACAAAAGCGCAGAUCAAGGAGAUAAUCAAGGCGUACAAAGAAGCAUAUGGUUCUGAUCUGGAGCAAGACAUAAAAUCGGAAACAAGCGGCUACUUGGAGCAGAUUCUGGUUUGCCUUCUUCAGGGUGAGAGGGACAAUGCCACCCUCUAUGUGGACACAGCCCUGGCUCUUCAGGAUGCAGAGGCUCUCUAUGCUGCUGGAGAGAAGAUUCGGGGCACUGAUGAGAUCCAGUUCAUCACCAUCCUGUGCAAAAGGAGUGCCACACACCUAAUGAAAGUGUUUGAAGAAUACCAGAAGCUGGCUGGUAAGAGCAUAGAAGACUCUAUCAAGAGUGAAACUCGUGGUUCACUUGAGGAUGCCAUGCUGGCUAUUGUGAAAUGCACCAGGAACAUCCGUUGCUACUUUGCAGAAAGGCUGUACAAUGCUUUAAAGGGGGCUGGCACCGAUGAUGGGACUCUGAUAAGGGUGCUUGUUUCUCGAAGUGAAGUUGACCUAAAUCUUAUCAAGCCUGAAUUCCAGCGCAUUGCAGGAAAGCCUCUCUCCACUAUGAUUUCGGAGGACACCAGCGGCGAUUACAAGACAGCCUUGAUGAAUCUCUGUGGCAGUGACUGA